Messenger RNA from Betta splendens (Siamese fighting fish), 1048 nucleotides. RefSeq names its product forkhead box R1 (gene foxr1). The transcript has 7 exons. Lineage: Eukaryota; Metazoa; Chordata; Actinopteri; Anabantiformes; Osphronemidae. The coding region runs from base 70 to 909 and encodes 279 amino acids. Gene Ontology annotation, biological process: regulation of DNA-templated transcription. Gene Ontology annotation, molecular function: DNA-binding transcription factor activity; sequence-specific double-stranded DNA binding. The record is from RefSeq and is a predicted model, not a curated record. Gene Ontology annotation, cellular component: nucleus.
GCUGAGCUCCAGCUGAGGAUCCAAAGGUCUCAGUAAAGCUGCUCUCAUGGCAGAAGCAGAGGAGCAGCCAUGACCUUACAGCUUGAAACCAGCGCUCGCCUCCUGGAGCUGCACUGCUCCGUGGGCCUGACGGACUGGGACAUGGACAAGGAGCUGAGGCUGGUGACGACCACCGACCAGUUCUUCCAUGAUGACAAACUGAAUGAGCCGUAUGCCGUCCAGAGGCCUUCAGUUGGAGCCUCAAGGAGAAAAGAUGAGUUCAUCUGGUACGAUCCAACCUCAGACUCCUUUGUGAAGCCAAACCUGUGGCUGAUGGUGAAUCCAAACAUCGCCUGCCCGAUCCAGUAUGAAGAGGAGCCAGCGAGCCUGCAGCCUCCCUGUGACCCCGCGGUGACCCCUGACCUCCACGUGGUGGCUCCUCUCCACAAGGAGCUGCUGCGUCCAGGUUCCUCAGAGCUCAUGACAGAAGACGUCUCUCAUCAACCAACCAAGAGGAGACGGAGGAGCAGGACCACCAAGGACUUUAAGAACCUGAAACCCGGCUGCUGGCCUCGUCCACCUGUCAAUUACUGCAUCCUCAUCGCCUUGGCUCUGAAGAGCAGUCACACUGGGAGCCUCAAGGUGCAGCAGAUCUACAACUUCACCAGAGAACACUUCCCCUUCUUCCAGACGGCUCCGGACGGCUGGAAAAACACCAUCCGCCACAACCUGUGCUUCAACAGCAGCUUCCGCAAAACCUGCAACCAGCUGUGCAGAGACGGCAAAAGGAAGUCGUGCUUCUGGCACCUGACGCCGGACGGACACCGGCGGCUCACGGACGAGAUCCACACGCUGACCCAGGAGUUGUUCAGGCAGCUGGAGAGGAGCAUGGCCCGUCCAGAUGUCAUUUGGAAGCUGCUCACUGUGUGACUCCAGGCCAGAAACUGGAUGUGUGAAGAAGUUAAAUAUGCAGCAGUGAUUUUGUACAGUAAAUCUUUGUUUCCUUUUGGUGUAGAUGUUGCUGCACAGUGUGAUGUCAUAGUGAAUAUAAAUAUAUUUUUUGUUGGCA